This is a messenger RNA of Molossus molossus (Pallas's mastiff bat), 682 nucleotides long. RefSeq names its product insulin like 3 (gene INSL3). Bases 1 to 387 code for a protein of 128 amino acids. Lineage: Eukaryota; Metazoa; Chordata; Mammalia; Chiroptera; Molossidae. Gene Ontology annotation, molecular function: G protein-coupled receptor binding; hormone activity. The record is from RefSeq and is a predicted model, not a curated record. Gene Ontology annotation, biological process: adenylate cyclase-inhibiting G protein-coupled receptor signaling pathway. Gene Ontology annotation, cellular component: extracellular region. The transcript is spliced from 2 exons.
AUGGACUCCCGCCUGCUCCCCUGGGCACUGGUGCUGCUGAGUCCGGCCCUGGUACUGGCGCUGGACCGCGUGCCCGCCCCGGUGGCGCCAGAGAAACUGUGUGGCCACCACUUCGUUCGGGCGCUGGUGCGAGUGUGCGGUGGCCCGCGCUGGUCCCCCGAGGCCGGGCGGCCAGUGGCUGGCGGCGACCGUGAGCUGCUGCAAUGGCUGGAAGGACGACAUCAUGGCCUGGUGGCCGAGGACUCUAUGCUGGUACUUGACCCACAGCCCCUGCCCCAGGCCUCUCACCAUCACUACCACCGCCGGGCAGCUGCAACCAACCCUGUCCGCCACUGCUGCCUCAGUGGCUGCACUUGGCAAGACCUGCUGACCCUCUGUCCCCACUAAGCUCUCCUGGGGCAUGGCCUCAGGAGAGCCAGAGACUCAGAAGGUCUGGUCUGAAACUCCUGAAGCCAUACAACACCAUAAAGCCCCAUAUCUGGGGGUACAUUGUUGAUUACCUCCUGAGACAGGGAACUCACCACCUACCCUAGGUCACUUGUUUUCUGUGGGGCCAACUUGGGGGAAAAACACCCCCAAUACCCUGGCUUAGAGGAUCCUUGAUUUUACAGAGAUGUCAGACACUGAGGGCCAAAUGUCCUCACCUCUGAGGAGCCCCAGGUACCACCCUCUCUGCAUUUGU